UAGCCGGACAGCAGCAGAAGUCUGGAGGUAAAUGCUCAGGAGGGCUGCCCGCUUAUAUCGAAGAGGGAAAUAAGCUGCUAUGCUGGUCUGAAGAAACUACGCGCUGACACAUCUGUAAUACCGGACACGGAGCAACACAAGAACAUUUCAUUCAUUCAACAGCAGAGAAAGUUUUCCCUGAUGGAAGUUGAAUGUCUCGCACUCAAAGACCUCACAAGUCCAAGGAAAAGUUUUACGGUGGGGUCGGAGGAGAAUGGGGGCCAAAGUGAACAAAAGGAAAACAUCUGCACAGAGAAGAGAAGAUCCACACCUCUGAAAUCUGCUGAGCCUACCAUCCCCAAUUUACUAAUAAGCAGAAAAGUUGCCACCCCCGAUCUGACCCACAUCACCCCCAUCAAGCGUUCGGCCCUGGCCGAGCCCUGGACACCCACGGCCAAUCUGAAGAUGCUGAUCAGCGCAGCGAGUCCAGACAUUAGAGACAGAGAGAUGAAAAAGGUUCUGUUUAGACCCAUAGAGAACGAGAAGGACAAGCCAGCAAGUCCCGAUGCUGCAAUAAUAGAUACGGAGGUGGACGACUCUUAUCAGUUUGAAGCUGUGGACGAAGAGGAUGAGGCAGAGAAGAAGCCGAGCAGGAAGCAGAAGAGUCUGGGUCUGCUGUGCCAAAAGUUCCUGGCCCUCUACCCCGAUUACCCUCCGCCACACAGCCCCAUCUGGAUCUCACUGGACGAGGUGGCAACCAGUCUGGGAGUGGAACGGCGCCGUAUCUACGACAUCGUCAACGUGCUGGAGUCUCUGAUGAUGGUCGGCCGCAUAGCCAAAAACAGCUACACCUGGUACGGACGCCAGCAGCUGGACGCCACGCUGGAGGAGCUGCAGCGGAGGGGCCGGCAGCAGGGCUACCACCUCCAGAUGGAUCUGGCUGCUGAGGCCAGGGAGGCAGGGCCAGGGCGUGAGGAUGACGGCGGGGAGGGGGACGCCGGCAUCGCUGGUGGCAACAGGAAAGACAAAUCUCUGCGCAUCAUGAGCCAGAAGUUUGUCAUGCUGUUCCUGGUGUCCAAAACUCAGACUGUUACCCUGGACGCAGCAGCAAAGAUCCUCAUCGAGGAGAGCCAGGACUCAUCAAGUCACAGCAAGUAUAAAACUAAGGUGCGGCGGCUGUACGAUAUCGCCAACGUCCUGACCAGCCUGUGCCUCAUAAAGAAGGUGCAUGUCCGCGAGGAGAGAGGCAGGAAGCCGGCCUUCAAGUGGCUCGGCCCCGUCGACUUCAGCAACUCUGGAAAUACCGCUGUAAUGCCGCCUGAAGCCAGACAGCCAAUGGCAGGCCACGACCUCGGAAAAGCCAAGAUGGCACGCCACGCCUCGUUCAACAUCACACCGACUUCUGUGGUCAUCCAGCGGCAGGUCAACUCCGCCCCCAGCAGCCCACGUCGAGAACUAACAGGUCUGGCCAAUCAGCCUGUGGAUUAUUCAAGGAAGACUACAAGCAACAACGCAGUGUGUCGACUGCAGUUUGGGAACAGCUCUGAUAACCAGCCCAGUGCAGCCCUGCAGACCAACAUCCAGCUGCCUCUGUCCUCCACUCAGUCCACCGCACUGGCACCCUCCCUCCACCCUGAGUACCUCCUCACCUCUUCCUCCUCCUCCUCCUCCUCUCCCCACUGCUUGGCCUACCUGCCCAGCCUGUCUCAGCCCUCGCUGGUCAUGCUGUACCGGCCGCUGGACAAGCCCGACCAGACGCCUGAAGGUCAGAGGUCACCCAGGAUGGAGUCUGAGGAGGGGAGGAAGAGGAAGAGGGAAGAGAAAGAAGAAGACAAGACAGCGGUAAAAAAGAAGGGAACAUCUGGAUUAGAAGAAUGUGACAAGGUGAGAGCUGAAGCUCACAGGGAAGCAGGGGAGUGUCCACAGAUGGGUGCCACCAGGACGUCUCCCGGUCACCCAUCAGGCCUCUCCAGAGCGCUCGAUGAAAGUCACGGUGGCAACAACAGCAGCGAGGCCGCCCAGCCGUCACACUACCUCUACGUCCCCAACAGCGCAGGUCUGAACAGCCUCAACCUCUUCCUCCCUGCUGCCCAGCCACCAGCCAGUCUAGCACUUCCUCCCAGCGGCGUUCCCACCCUGGCGCUGCCCUACGUCCUGGUGCCCUCUGCCGCCCUCUCCCACUACCCCCUGGUCGCCAGCACUCUGCAACAGCAAGGAUCCGACGCCCACACCAAACUCAGCUUCAGUCUGCCCACUGUGAUGUCGCCUGCCCACUUCACAGUGGGGGCGGCACCUUACAGCCUGGCAGCGGCGCCGGAGAUCAGCUGGUCACCGGCUCUGUCACCGUCCAGUCCAGAACAAAGCAGGCUGUACGGGUCAGCGGCAGGGACGCCACAUUCACCCCCGGGACCACGACAGACUGUCAGCAUCAGCACACCAGAGCCACUGACCCCACAUACUCCAAAGGACACAGCAGCAUCCGCUUCUAAGGCUUUCUUCCAGACCCCAGGAACUCUGGGAAGUGUAGUCAGUGCCCUGCCAGCUGCUAGAAGAAGAGGCUCUGCACAGAGGAGACUGGAUGUUGGCCACCCACCGACCAGUAAGACAUCUGAGGAGAAAGAAUAGAUGGUUAAUGUACUAUUUUAACAUGCAGGUGUUAAUCCUGCAUGUUAAAAUAUGGUUUCAAACCACCGGUGCUUAUUUUAGUUCAUUAAUUAUUAAAUUAAGGAUUUCCUCCUGUAAUGCAAGAAUAUAAAUUUUAGCAGAGACGGAAAUGAACGGUCUUUUUGGAAACCAGAGAUCUUAAACAGUUCUCACAAUUUUGCUAUUGACUGUACAUUUUUACCAAUUUGCGAGUGUCUCAUUUUGAAAUGAAACUCUUCGGUUGUCUGUCGUUACAGUUCAAAUGUGCCUCAUGGUUCAGUUGUUGAUUUCAGAAUAAGUGAAGCAGUAUUGCCUAUGUAACAGUGCCCUCCUGUGGUGGGAGUGGGCCACUGUUGUAUUUUGUAUUUCUGACGUGAGUUUCCCUUUCAGAUGUGAUCAAGCUACCUAAUCCCCAUCACUUGUGUAUUAUAGCCCAAUUGCUAUUUAUAUAUUAGCUAAUAUAUGUUGAUUACAGGGACUGUAAUGGAACAUUAACUCCUUUUUUAAGCACUAAGUAUUUGAUGAAUGUUGAAGUGAUUGUCUUUAGUUGGCCCCUUCAGGUUUUGUUACAUUAUUAAGGCAUAAUAGGAAACGUUUAAGCUGCUGAUCGCAGGUUUACAUUGACAGUAGCAGACAAUCCUCUCUUGGCUCAUUGCUGACAGUACUGUGAGGAGAAAAUCACUAAAGCCUUAAAUGUUUACAGCUAACAAAGCAUCUCAAGGAACAGUUCUUGGACUUGAUGCACGACAGAUGCAUUAAUUUACUCAUCAGGAAGAUACACCUCACUGGUGCUGUGUAUGUUCUCACUGAGGAUUUACAACCAUGGUGCUUUAUGGUUAAACACCAAACUUUUUAGAUCCGUUACUGGCAACUAGAGGACAAUGUGACAUGGGAUGAUGCUCUCAGGUACUUGAAUCCUUGUGACUUUACUAGAAGUAGAUUCUGGAGAGAUAUCAGAGUACUGUAAAGGUUUUUAUCCUUACUUUAUCCAGGUAAAGUAGACUGAUCUUAUAUGCUGUCUUUUAUUUUCACAACACCAUUCCACUAUUCAUAAAGUCCAACACAUUUUGAACAUUUCCAGUAUGACCACAGUCUGCUGUUGUGCUGGUGCAGUUGGGGGUUUAAGUACCUUGCUUAAAGGCACCUGCAGGGAUUUGUGUCAACAAUCCUCUGGUAACAGACCCGCUGACUUGCUUCCAGACAACCCAGCCAAAAAUAUUGGUGCUUUGUACGGGAAUCAUUGAGGAGAGCUUAGCUAUGUCACGCCAAAGGGUGCACAGAAAAUCCACUCUGACCAGUGGAUGUGUAGUUAUUAAUGUACAGUUUUAUGUCUGUAAUUAUUUUUGUAAAUUGUAUUCAGUGUCAUUUAAUAUUUCCAUGUGCAGAAUGUUAAAUGCUGCUUUAUCAUUUUUGAAAAUAAUGAUACUUGCACUGCUAGUUUUAGUAGUUGUGUGCUGAUCUAACUUUUACGAAACAUGGAGGCGUUCCUUCACUCUAGCUCUGCUCUCUAGUUAUAGGCCUGACUGGUUUUCUUCUGUACGACUUUCACAAACUUUAAUUAAAAUAUAUGA
This is a messenger RNA of Seriola aureovittata, 4193 nucleotides long. RefSeq names its product E2F transcription factor 7 (gene e2f7). The transcript has 13 exons. NCBI's taxonomy places the organism in Eukaryota, Metazoa, Chordata, Actinopteri, Carangiformes, Carangidae. The record is from RefSeq and is a predicted model, not a curated record. Gene Ontology annotation, biological process: regulation of transcription by RNA polymerase II. Bases 181 to 2604 code for a protein of 807 amino acids. Gene Ontology annotation, cellular component: RNA polymerase II transcription regulator complex. Gene Ontology annotation, molecular function: RNA polymerase II cis-regulatory region sequence-specific DNA binding; DNA-binding transcription factor activity, RNA polymerase II-specific.